Messenger RNA from Calypte anna (Anna's hummingbird), 1071 nucleotides. RefSeq names its product G protein-coupled receptor 3 (gene GPR3). NCBI's taxonomy places the organism in Eukaryota, Metazoa, Chordata, Aves, Apodiformes, Trochilidae. Gene Ontology annotation, cellular component: membrane. The record is from RefSeq and is a predicted model, not a curated record. Gene Ontology annotation, molecular function: G protein-coupled receptor activity. The transcript has 2 exons. Gene Ontology annotation, biological process: G protein-coupled receptor signaling pathway. Bases 94 to 1071 code for a protein of 325 amino acids.
CCCCCCCGGAGGGGUUCGGUCACUAUAACUCGGAGGAGCCGAUGGCAGCGCGGCCCCAGCCGGGGAGACCCGCGCAGGUCAGUCUCCAGCACCAUGAUAGAGGAUGGGCCCCCCAGCUCCAGCCACGGCCGCUUCGCCGCCCAGAACGGGACCAGCAGCUCCUUGGACCUGGAAUCUGUGGUUCAACCCUUGGCUUUGAACCCGUGGGACGUUGUCCUCUGCAUCUCUGGCACCAUCAUCUCCUGCGAGAACGCCAUCGUGGUGGUGGUCAUCUUCUACACCCCGGCUUUCCGGGCUCCCACGUUCCUCCUCAUCGGCAGCUUGGCCACCGCAGACCUCCUGGCAGGGUUGGGGUUGAUCUUGCAUUUUGCUUUUGUCUACUUGGUCCCCUCGGAGGCAGUCAGCCUGCUGACAGUGGGGCUGCUGGUCACCUCCUUCACCGCCAGCAUCAGCAGCUUGUUGACCAUCACCAUUGACCGCUACCUCUCCCUCUACAACGCCCUCACCUACUACUCGGAGAGGACGGUCACCAGGACUUACAUCAUGUUGAUCCUCACCUGGGGAGGCUCCAUCUGCCUCGGCCUCCUGCCCAUCAUGGGCUGGAACUGCCUGGAGGAGCCCUCCUCCUGCAGCAUCGUCAAACCCUUGAUGAAGAACCACCUCAUCAUCCUCUCCAUCUCGUUCUUCAUGGUUUUCGGGGUGAUGCUCCAGCUCUACGUGCAGAUCUGUAAGAUUGUCUGCAGGCACGCCCACCAGAUCGCCGUCCAGAGACACUUCCUGGCCACUUCCCACUACGUCACCACCCGCAAAGGCAUCGCCACCUUGGCCCUCAUCCUGGGCACCUUUGCUUCCUGCUGGCUGCCCUUCACCAUUUACUGUCUCCUGGGGGAUUACACCUACCCAGCCCUCUACACCUACCUCACCCUGCUCCCCGCCACCUACAACUCCAUGAUCAACCCCAUCAUCUACGCCUUCAGGAACCAGGAGAUCCAGAAAGUGCUCUGGGCCAUCUGCUGCUGCUGCUUCUCCUCCGCCGUGCCCUUCCGCUCCCGCUCCCCCAGUGACGUCUGA